Messenger RNA from Cornus florida, 1035 nucleotides. RefSeq names its product rhicadhesin receptor-like. Gene Ontology annotation, biological process: plasmodesmata-mediated intercellular transport; regulation of root development. Gene Ontology annotation, cellular component: plasmodesma; cell wall. The record is from RefSeq and is a predicted model, not a curated record. Bases 201 to 866 code for a protein of 221 amino acids. The transcript has 2 exons. NCBI's taxonomy places the organism in Eukaryota, Viridiplantae, Streptophyta, Magnoliopsida, Cornales, Cornaceae. Gene Ontology annotation, molecular function: manganese ion binding.
CUCUAACACUCUCUCUCUCUAGAAGACUCUUCCAGCACCAUUAUAAAUUAGAUACCCACUGUUGUAGCUUUAUUGUUCAAACCAACCUUUUAUCUCCUCCCCUCUCCUCUCCUCUCAUUUCCUUUUACAAGUCUUUGAUUACUCACCUUUCUAUAUACGUAUAUAUACAUAUAUAUAUAUAUAUAUACAGUAUUGCAGCUAUGGCGGCUAUUUACAGAGUAUUGCUGCCUAUGAUGAUGAUGAUGAUGAUUAUCUUUGCUACUUUCUCCAACACUGCUUUCGCAGAUCCUGAUUCGCUUCAAGACGUUUGUGUUGCCGAUCUCACUUCUGCUGUGAAGGUGAAUGGAUUUGUCUGCAAAGCAAACGCUAGUGCUGAAGAUUUCUACUCUGACAUUCUGGCUAAGCCAGGGCUCACAAACAACUCAAUGGGUGGACUGGUGACGAACGCCAAUGUCCUAAGAAUCCCAGGCCUCAACACCCUGGGGGUGUCCCUGGCCCGGAUUGACUUCGCCCCGGGCGGCAUAAACCCGCCUCACACCCACCCACGCGCCACCGAGCUGGUGUUCGUGCUCUACGGCGAAUUGGAUGUGGGAUUCAUAACCACAGCCAAUGUCCUCAUUCCCAGGCACAUCAAGCAGGGCGACAUUUUCACCUUCCCCAAAGGUCUAGUCCACUUCCAGAAGAACAAUGGCAAGGUUCCCGCCGCCGUCAUCUCUGCCUUCAACAGCCAGCUGCCCGGCACCCAGUCCAUCGCCAUGACCCUGUUCGGCGCCACGCCGCCUGUGCCGGACAAUGUGUUGACAAAGGCAUUCCAGGUUGGUACCAAGGAGGUUAAGAAAAUUAAGUCAAGGUUUGCACCCAAGUAGACCAUUGCUACGUGUACUGGUGACAAACAUGUUGUUGUUGUUGUUGUCCAUCUGAUUGGUGGGUAGGCAUAAGGAUUUAAUUUGUUUGGGAGCCCAGAAAAUGUUGUAACCUAUGUGUGAGAUUAUUGUUUCUUCUAAUUAUCCCUGAAUAAAAUUUUAGUUUUCAAAA